Messenger RNA from Trypanosoma brucei brucei TREU927, 588 nucleotides. RefSeq lists its product as hypothetical. Bases 1 to 588 code for a protein of 195 amino acids. The record is from RefSeq and is a predicted model, not a curated record. The transcript has a single exon. Lineage: Eukaryota; Euglenozoa; Kinetoplastea; Trypanosomatida; Trypanosomatidae.
AUGGGUUGGGGAAGCAGUGAAGAGCGACUUAGCAGCACCAGCAGUGAGUUGCGCGGUGUGGACAUGUUUGUUUACACCCUUCCAAGUGGUGUACUCGGGCGUUUCAUCGGUCGCGCCCUGCGGUUCCGUGUGGAUCGCUUUAACUUUAGCACUGGCCCAAGCGCUGAUGGGAAUGAUAAGCGCCGGAGCCUUAAGAGUGUGGAGGUGGAAGCGAAUUCAUUAUCACCUCUCUGUGAAGUGGACAAGUUUCAGUUUGAACGACUUCCAUUAACGGUGUCUGAAAUUGUGCGAUUAGAGCGCCGCACGCGUGACUAUGUGUUAGAUGUCACGCGGUAUCCACGUAUUUUAUAUACAGUUGAGGAGGAAACACCAACGGAAGUGAAAGGCACGUUGGAGCUGCGUGGCGAACGGAAGGCAAUCACGUGUACGAAAUCAGUGGAAGGACCGGAACUAAUUGUGCGUUGCCCAAUUGAUACCCGAGAAUUUAAUAUCCCAUCGUAUUCACUCAUGUAUGGCGUGUUUGGUGUCUCGCCUCAUGUACAGGUGGAAACCCGCAUUCCACUUAGAGCGGUUCAACUGCAAGGUUGA